CGUUGUGAAUUCAGAAGUAUUGCUUUAAAUACUUCCCUGUAUUUAAAAAUCCUAAAUGAGAAAUUAACACAAGUACGGCGCAUUUUCCCCCUUUUAAAAAUCCUUUCGUAGGUUUAGGUUUACGGUUACAUAAACUUUUAUUGUGGACGAUUAAUUGUAUGAAUAGCAAUGUUCUCUCAUAUUUUCUUCAAAGUCCCUGGUCUUAUCUACUUAUAGUAUUUAUAUAUUGUUAGUAAAUGACAGCAUGGGAGAAAAUGGUUAAAACAUUAAAUCAAUCCAAAUCAGCUGAUACCAUCGUCUGCUCUAAUGUGUCGGUUAUGACAGUCGGACUUACCUUUAGUUCUCUGCAAUACAAAGUCGCCCUCUUUUUCCCUUAAUUCUGUAUUUUCGUCUGUAGAUGCACAUGUUCUAGCCGCCAUUCUAACACUAAAACUAACAUGGAGAGCAGAAAUGGGAAAAUGAUAUUGGGCUGUGUAUGGUUUACCAGACAGACUUGCUAGUAGACUGGCCACACUGACACGGCACUGCGCCUGCCUGUACUGGCCAGGACCUCUCUUCAUGGCUGAAGGCACCUGACUGACCUCUGGUACCCAUGACAAGAUUCAGUUCUGAGUUAUCACGCAUUGACAUUGAAGAAAGCUAUUGUGGAGGAAGUGGAAAAUCACCGUCUGAUUGAGUGUCAAGAGGCUUUUAGUUUACGCUCAGAUAAUGUGGAUCAUUUGAAUUAUCAUCAUGAGGAAAGUUCUAUCCCACCUACCAAUAGUAACACCAAUUAAUGUUGACCAACUUCAUACUCG
Penaeus monodon (black tiger shrimp) is the source of this 797-nucleotide messenger RNA. RefSeq names its product dolichol kinase-like. Gene Ontology annotation, cellular component: endoplasmic reticulum membrane. NCBI's taxonomy places the organism in Eukaryota, Metazoa, Arthropoda, Malacostraca, Decapoda, Penaeidae. The record is from RefSeq and is a predicted model, not a curated record. Gene Ontology annotation, biological process: dolichyl monophosphate biosynthetic process. Gene Ontology annotation, molecular function: dolichol kinase activity.